Rubroshorea leprosula is the source of this 2161-nucleotide messenger RNA. NCBI's taxonomy places the organism in Eukaryota, Viridiplantae, Streptophyta, Magnoliopsida, Malvales, Dipterocarpaceae. The record is from the annotation of a GenBank genome assembly.
AUUUCUAACAUUCCUUGCUGGUUUCAAUCAUGUCAAGCGAUGAUGAUAGAAAACACCAAGUGGAUGAUUCCUUCAUGCUCAAAGCUAUGCAACAACAAUUUCAGAGGCUAGACAUCAUGUUUGGUGAAAUUAAAGACAAAAUGGAGAGGCAAGAUGCAACCAUUGCCAAGUUAUACCAAAUACAGAAUGGAAGUCCAAAUUUGCAUAAUCAUGAUCUUGAUGACAAUGAUGAAGAUGCAUUCAACGAUGAUGCCCAGAACUCAAAUUUCAACAUGGACAGAUUUAUGAGAGGUAGAGGGGGUCAAAGAUAUAGAUUUAACAAAGGAGACCAAAAUCUAGCAAAGUGGGGAGAUCGGCAAGAUCAUGACUUAGGUAAUAUCAAGAUGAAGAUUCCUCCAUUUCAAGGCAAAAAUGAUCCAGAUGUGUAUUUGGAGUGGGAAAAGAAGGUGGAAUUGGUGUUUGAUUGCCAUAACUAUUCCGAGGAGAAAAAGGUGAAACUAACAGCGGUGGAAUUUACUGAUUACGCUGUGGGCCUUACUCAACGGUCCAAAAGCAUUGAGGGUUAUCACAAGGAGAUGGAAAUCGCAAUGGUUAGAGCGAAUGUCGAAGAGGAUAGAGAAGCAACAAUGGCACAGUUUCUGCAUGGUUUAAAUCAUGAUAUAGCUAAUGUGGUGGAAUUGCAACAUUAUGUUGAAUUAGAGAAUAUGGUGCACAUGGCAAUGAAAGUAGAAAGGCAACUCAAGUGUAAAGGUGCCACCACCAAAAUUGGGAAAAAUCCAGGUUCCUCAUUUUCUUCGAAACCAAAUUGGAGCAAAAAGGAAGAAAAUUCUGCUUUUAAGCCUAAAACUUCAGCAUCUAAGUCAAAAGAUGUUGGCAGCAGUGAGAAGAGUAAAACUGACAGUAUGCAAGGCAGAAACAGAGACAUUAAGUGUUUUCGAUGCUUGGGAAGAAGGCAUAUUGCAUCGCAAUGCACUAAUAAGCACAGGAUGAUCUUGAAAGAGGAUGGAGAAAUUGAAAUAGAGGGUGAAUCUGAUGAUGACUCUAUGCCACCAUUGGAAGAUGUUGAUGAUGGUGGCAUGGAAUAUGCUGUUGAUGGAGAACUGCUUGUCACCAGGCAUGCGUUGAAUGUGCAAGCCAAAGAAGAUGAUGAAGUACAAUGUGACAACAUAUUUCACAUGAGGUGCCAUAUCAAAAAUAAGGUAUGUAGUGUGAUUAUUGAUGGUGGCAGUUGUACUAAUGUAGUUAGCACUGUUUUUGUUGAAAAGCUUAAUUUAGCGAUGAUGAAGCAUCCAAGGCUAUAUAAGCUGCAAUGGUCAAAUGAUUGUGGAGAAAUUAAGGUAAAUGAGCAAGUUCUAGUUUCAUUCUCUAUCGGACGAUAUAAGGAUGAGGUAUUGUGCGACUUGGUUCCCAUGCAUGUUGGACAUUUACUUUUGGGGAGAACAUGGCAAUAUGAUAGGAGAGUAACACAUGAUGGCUUCAAAAAUCACUAUUCGUUCAUCAUGGAAGGGAAAACAAUUACUCUUAUGUUGCUGAGUCCAAGGCAGGUUUAUGAGGAUCAACUGAGACUGAAAAAAGAGAGUAAGUUGAGAAAAGAGAGUGAGCUUGAGGGUAUGAAAAGCAGAGAGAAAACAACAGAGGAAGAGUUAAAAAAGAGAGAAAAUCAGCGUUCUAAGCUGCAACCAAGAGGCGAUGGACCAUUUCAACUGAUUGCGAGGAUUAAUGACAACGCAUACAAGUUGAAGCUUCCUGGACAAAUCCUUUUGAGGACAAAUCCUUUUGAGGAGAGAGGGAAUGAUGGGAAUCAAGACGACAGCAUAUCUACUACGUCAUGUGAUCCAUUACACACCCAAGGAGGUCCAAUCACGCAAGCUAAAGCUGAGAAGAUGCGUGAAGCUUUAUAUGGUUUUAUUGAGCAGAUCUGGGUUGAAAACAACAUACAACAAGCAAAUUGAAGCUUGAAUGAUUAUCAAGGCAUGGUAAACAUCAUUCAGGUUCAAGAGAAGCUUAGUUGAGGUCAUUUGCACGGAAUUACACAGUUUGCAUCAAAAUCGCACAAUUCUGCCGCAAUUUGUAGCAAACUAAUAUUUCGUGUUAUUUUAGGUUAUUUUUAGUGAUUUUCACGUUUUUUAUAUUAUUUUUGGGCUGAACAUUCGCUUAUUUG